This is a messenger RNA of [Torrubiella] hemipterigena, 1696 nucleotides long. Lineage: Eukaryota; Fungi; Ascomycota; Sordariomycetes; Hypocreales; Clavicipitaceae. The record is from the annotation of a GenBank genome assembly.
CAGCCACCACUUCCGGAGCAUGCCGGCGGGCGAGUCCGGGGCUGCGCCGGGAAUAAUCGGCGGCAACACAGCCCCGCCAACGUCAUAAACGGCCAAAUCGCGCGUGAUGGCUUGAACCCUUCAUAAUUGUCAUUCCAUUCUUACAAGUUAUGGCUACAAGUCGCGUUUCUUCAAGUCUCAAAGUAGCCGUAAUAGGGUCUGGGCCAAUUGGCCUCUGCACAGCUACAGCACUGAGACAGCAGGGCCACAGCGUCACCAUCUUUGAGCGAAGGCCGGACACGGAACCUCGCGGCCAUGCCUUGAUGAUCCAGCCAGCCGCUGUGCGCGCCUUGGGACAUCUCAAAGGCGCCCAUGAGACAUUCAAGCGAGUCUCUAUUGAAUCGGGGCCUCUUUGCCUCUGGUCGUAUAAGAGCGACAAACCGUUCAUGGCGUCGCAGCCUGUAUCGCGACAGCAAGACGUGCCCGUUUACGAGAGGCGCUUUCAGACGGACCGUCCGUCCGUGCAGAGAGUUUUCCAUGAGCUGGCUAUACGAAAUGGCGUUGAUAUUGUCUUUAAUAAGACGGUUGAUCAGUUUGAGGAUAGCCAGGAUUCGGUCCUCCUUCGCACUUCAGACGGAGAAACUUAUACGGCAGACCUCGUUAUCGCCGCUGAUGGAAUCAAGUCCAUGACACGGAAACAGCUUUUCCCAGGCCGAGAUGUCGAACCUAUUCCCCUACGCGAAUCCAUUAUUCUCACCAGCGUACGUAUCGCUGACCUCGCCAAGGACAAGCGACUGGCGGCAUGGCUAGAGCCUGGAACCAAACAUGGUGUUCUUGGCCCUGACCGAUUCGUACUGAGCCGACACAUAUACGGUGACAUUCUUAACGUACAGUUUGCUGAUGUCAACCACGCGGACCCCCGACCUGUGGAUGCUCAAUGGAACACACCAGCAGAUGUCGACGCACUCCGAGCCCGAUUCGCAGACUUUCAAACUAUCACGCGUGCGUACUUGGAACAUGUUGACCACGCCGAGCAGUGGCAGAUGGCAAUAGGCCGUACUUUGCCUACUUGGAGCAGCGAAAGCGGACGUAUUGUACUUGUGGGAGACGCAGCACAUGCUAUGCUGCCCCAUGGAGCACAGGGGUUGAGUCAGGGCAUUGAAGAUGCCGUGAGUCUUGCACAUAUGCUAGGCCUGAGCACCAAUGUACCCGCAGUGACAAGGGCGUGGGUCAACCUGCGUAAGCCGAGAUGCGAGCUCUUCAUGCAACAGUCGACGGAAAAUGCGGCAUCGUGGAGCUUGCCAGAUGGUCCGCAGCAAGAAGCACGCGAUGAGAAACUGUCGAGGUUUCGCAACAAGUCUCCUCCAGAUUUAAGCAUCGUCGAGAUGGAUAUGCAUGCCGAGCAACACUUGCCGCAGUUUCUCAAGUGGGUGAGAGACUAUGAUGUAGUCCAAGAGUGUGAGAAGGCCUUGUCAAAAGAAGUAUAAUAUGCACCGUACAGCAGAGUCUUUAGGAGAGCGUAGUUCCUAAUCUAGAAUCACAACAAUACUAACCAAAAACAAAAUCUUAAAAAUUCCGCAAAAAGACAUACUACAGUGCAUGUGGUAAAUUUUGAAUGGCCAGCUGUCAUUAUAUCUUAUGAGAAUUAUUCCGCUUCGUAUAUGCGGCUCUGUUCACUACUGGGGGUGCAUCUUGUUUGUAGCGACAGCUGGCCCGC